AUGGACAACCACCGUUCCCACCAGCGCCUUACAGAAGAUAAUCUUAUCAAACUAAAGGAGCAAAUCCCAUUACUUCCUCGAGAAAGAUUGAACAAAGCGAAACGUCGGGUGCAUCAUCUUAUCAGGUGGCUAGAAAAUCAAUCCAGAAAUGUAGGCAUUUUGUUUGCCGUACGUGCACAAAUCAACAAUGACGACUACGGCUGCCGCGACCACCAUUACCGAGAUCUCGUUUAUAAGGGAAAUGGCAAACCUGACCUCGAUGACCCUAAGUUCUGGGAGGACCAACUUCGUUCUCUCCAGAAAUACAAGCCUGUCGUCAGGAUAAAAGAAGCUAAGGGACGCGUCCGUGACGCACUGACUGGCAUUACAAAAUUGGGGGGCGAAGGCUUGCAAGUUUUAGAAAAUGAGGAGAUUUAUCUCGGUGAGGGUCAAGCCCUCCUUUAUCGACUCAAAAAUGGAGGUCCAACUCUCAACCUCAAAAGCCCAUCGUUUUGGGAAGCCAAAGCCAAACAUCUAACAUGGCUCUGGAGCACUCUUGAGCGGGAAAAGCAUCAACCAUCAAAACUUCCGUCACCGGAGCCACUUUAUCAACCACCGCCCUCCACUGUUUCCUCAGGGCCGCUUUCUGAGAUGUUGUCUUGGCCGGCCCCGGGACCUUCCCUACCCCGGGAUCUCCCCAGGAGCCGGCCAUGGCGCGAGCCAAGCAGUGAAACCAGCUCCAACUUCUCCAGCGAGACACCUCCGCCCCACCGUGCCCCGUAUCACAAAUUUGUCUGGAAAAGCAGGACAGACGCUUUCCAGGCGUGGAUCGAGACAUCCCCAGAAAGUGGUAUGCCGUCGCCGUCGCCGUCACCGCCGCCGUCGAACCAUCUAUUGUUCUAUGGAGAAGAUUUCCCCCUGGGUAGCAUGAUCAUGAUCUGGCAAAAUCCAGAUUUGCAGAAGUUGGUGGACGCUGAAAAGCGCAACCGGGCUAAAUGGUCUGUAUACCAUCUGCUAUCAGGCCUGCAGAACCAUUGUGGCGAACCAGGUUGCAACGUCGUUGAGGAGGUAGAUGACAUCUACAUCGACGAACGAGGUGCCCACAGACGUGGCAAUAGAGUAACACCAGUUCCUACGGACGACAUUAUGGAAACUAUCCAUCCUCCUGACGAGAUGGGAUUUUCGCGUGUCCAAUAUGACGCAAUGACCCCUGAACAGCGGCAGGAAAUUUACAGGAAGAAGGCAAAGAUGCCCAGAGAUCAAUGGCUUUUAGCCAGGAAGGAGGCAAGAGAGAAGGAGAUAGAAAUGUACAAAGAGGAUCAAAGAAGGAGAGAGAAGGAGCAAACGAUGAUUAUUGAUGAUCUUACGUAUUGGGAGGAGAAGGAAGCCUAUCUCGCUGAAAAAUACGCAAGCUUGAUUGGUGCGGAGCGAAAACCCGGAGACGAUGAACUGCCAGACGCUACGCCGUCAAGAGUUUCAAAUAGGAAACGCCGUCACCCAGAUGGUGACGCAGAUCAAGUAAAUUCGCGUGCUGCUACGCGUCGCAAGUUACAACAGCCAAACUCGACCAUCACUCCAGCUUUAACACGACCAACAGCAAGGGCCUCGAAACUACGCGAGAGAAGAACAACCACAAUCGCCGCUUCAGUAAUGGGCAGUUUCUAUGACGAAGGUGUGAGGAGAAGUGCCCGGAUUGCGAGGCCGCCAAGGAACCAUACUUUGCAUGAUAGGUCGUCAUCCAGGACUAGAGGUACUAGAAAAUGA
This is a messenger RNA of Pyricularia pennisetigena, 1743 nucleotides long. RefSeq lists its product as uncharacterized. Bases 1 to 1743 code for a protein of 580 amino acids. The record is from RefSeq and is a predicted model, not a curated record. NCBI's taxonomy places the organism in Eukaryota, Fungi, Ascomycota, Sordariomycetes, Magnaporthales, Pyriculariaceae. The transcript has 3 exons.